AGUUCGAUCCGCAAAGUUCAUUGCGCGCAAACAAUGGGUUGUUGCUGGUGCUGAUGACAUGUAUAUUCGUGUUUACAACUACAAUACAAUGGAUAAGGUCAAAGUAUUUGAGGCGCACACGGAUUAUAUUAGGUGUGUGGCUGUUCAUCCUACGCUUCCAUAUGUGCUGUCAUCGUCUGAUGACAUGCUUAUAAAGCUUUGGGAUUGAGAGAAGGACUGGGCGUGUACUCAAAUUUUUUAGGGUCAUUCUCAUUAUGUUAUGCAAGUGACAUUUAAUCCGAAAGACACCAACACAUUUGCAAGUGCAUCUCUUGAUUGCACUAUAAAGAUUUGGAAUCUUGGCUCUCCUGGCCCAAAUUUUACAUUGGAUGCCCAUUUGAAAGGGGUAAAUUGUGUUGAUUACUUCACAGGUGGCGAUAAGCCUUAUCUGAUAACUGGUUCUGAUGAUCAUAAUGCAAAGGUGUGGGACUAUCAAACCAAAAGUUGUGUCCAGACACUAGACGGGCACACCCACAACGUUUCAACUGUUCAGUUUCACCCUGAACUUCCCAUUAUAAUUACUGGUUCAGAUUCCUUACUAGUAGAUUCGUGAGCUUGUUUUGUUCACAAACUUUAAUGUGGUUAUCCUUUGGAUGUCAGAGUCUGGGAUUUAAGGCAUGAAGGGAUGGAAAGAAGCCAUGCUUAAAUUGUCUAAUUAACCAAUAAUUAAAGUUGGAAGUAGUUGUGGUUGAAUUGAGUUAUUGCUUUUAUUGAAUAGAAUAUUGCAAUUUCAAGGAAGAAAAUUUAACUACUCUUGCUAAAUUUGUUGAAUGUAUCCUUGAAUCUGUUUAACACUUUUCUUUCUGUAACUUCGUUUUCUGUUGCCGUUGUAUUCUUUGGACAGGGUUGUAAUUGGUUAUGAUGAAGGAACCAUUAUGGUAAAAAUUGGUCGAGAGGAACCUGUAGCUAGUAUGGACAAUAGUGGAAAAAUCAUAUGGGCUAAGCACAAUGAAAUUCAGACUGUUAAUAUUAGGAGUGUUGGUGCAGAUUAUGAGAUAUUUUUGGAGUAGCAGUUUACUUAUUGUGGAAUGCAGGCUCGUAAAGAUUAAAAUAUUAACCCACAGAAGAAUCAUGACGAAAACUUUUGUUUUUAAUUUACGUUAUUUAGAUUUGUGAACAACAUUAUGUAUGUAUUAUGCAACAUUAUAUAUUGGGAUAAUUUUGCU
This is a messenger RNA of Camellia sinensis, 1205 nucleotides long. Lineage: Eukaryota; Viridiplantae; Streptophyta; Magnoliopsida; Ericales; Theaceae. The record is from RefSeq and is a predicted model, not a curated record.